Charadrius vociferus (killdeer) is the source of this 1629-nucleotide messenger RNA. It is a transcript of the gene CCDC112, whose product is annotated as coiled-coil domain containing 112. Lineage: Eukaryota; Metazoa; Chordata; Aves; Charadriiformes; Charadriidae. The record is from RefSeq and is a predicted model, not a curated record. The transcript is spliced from 11 exons. The coding region runs from base 1 to 1629 and encodes 542 amino acids.
AUGACUGGCUGGAUGGAUGAGGGGACAGCAGUGGACAUUGCCUACCUCAACUUCAGCAAGGCUUUUGACACUGUCUCCUGUGACGUCCUCAUAGCCAAUAGUGAAGGACAAGGCAAAGAAGACUUUGAAACGCUGCUGCAGAGAGAAUGCUUUUACAAGCCUUUUCAGAAUGGCAGCUGUUCCAGUACUGCAGGUGCUGGUCGACAAUUUCAAAACUGGAAGAUGAAAGCUGAACAAGCUAAGAAAGCUGAAUUCAUAAGAACUGCAGAAAAGCUAAAAACCCAGUUUGCAAAUACAGAAAAAGACAGAAAUGGACAUCUAUACAAUAGGAAGAGUGAUUUCAGGGUGGAAUACAGCAUGCUAGAGGAACUGGAACGUAGCAUGACUGUCAUCAGGAAAACUGAAAAAGCUAAAAUCCUGCAGCAGCUAUCAAAAAUACAAAAUAAUGUGAAGAAACUUCAGCGACAAUUAAAAGAUGUGAAGCCUACACCAGAAUUUGUUGACAAGCUCAAGGAAGUGAUGGAAGAAGUUGAAAAUGCAAUCAAUGCUUUUAAAGAGGAACAGAGGCAAAUAUAUGAACAGCUUUUGAAGGAGGAAAAAUCUGCCAUUAAUGAGCUCAGUGUCUUUGAGAGAAAAGUGGAACUGUGGGCGUUAGGCAACUCAACAACAGAAAAAGUUUUGAAAUUACCGUCAGCCAGGGUCUUAGUUGAUAAAACACUGCAAAAUCAUCUACCUGAAGAAGUAGUAGAGUUUGAAAGAUUUCUUCAGCAAACAGGAGGGAGGCAAGGGGGCUGGGAUGAUUAUGAUCAUCAAAAUUUUCUGAAAGUAUGGACAAAACACAAAGGAAGGCUGUCUUACAUGGAUGAAGCCCUUGAGUAUCUCUGUGGAAGAACAAAAGAAGAUAUCGAACAGCAUGACAAAUGGUAUCAGGAAUUUCUAAUUUUACACGAAAGAAAGAAAGAGUCAAUUAAGAAGUGGAAAGAAAAGCAGCGGCAAGAAAAAGAAGGAAAACUGAAAGAGAAAUCAGAAAAAAUGUUCAAGGAAGAAUGGCUACAGUGUGAAGAAGCUCAGAAGCAAAAAGCAGAAGAAGAAAGAAAAAGGCAACAAGCAGCAAUUGAAGCAUGGAAGAAACAGAAAGCAUUUGCAAUGGAACAAGCAUCACAACUAAAACUGGAAGAAGAGAAGGAGAAAAAGCAACGAAAGGAACGCCAGCAGCAGCACCAUGUGAAGUUACUGUUGGAAAGGUAUACCUUGCAGAAAAAAGCAAAGGAGGAACUUGAAAAGCUUGAAAAGGAGAAGAGAGAGGAAGCUGAAAAGAAGGAAAGGAAAAGAAUUGCUGCAGAAGCAAUUACUAAGUUUCAAGAGCGUGAUCUACAUAAACUGAAGUUAAGGAUUCUACAAAAACAAGCUAAAGAAGUAGAGAAACAAGAAAAAGAAAAAAGGUUGGCCAAGUUAAGAGAGAAGGUGGAGAGUCGGAUAACCAGUGACCGCUCCAGGUUGCACAGACCCACCAAGGGCUGGGAGCAACAUAUGGAAGGCGUCGUACCAGCAGCUCCGGAGCCGCUUAGCCACCCCAGCCUGGAGAUGAGGGUUAUAGUCAAGCGCCUGCCCGUCCCUGUCGCAGGAUGA